AUGGUAGAAAACUAUUGCAACAAUGGAAGCACACGACGGAGUUUCCGCAGCAGCAGCGAACGACGCGGCUUCGAUUGCAGGCCACAGGUAAAGGCGCAAAAAGCAUCGUCGCUGCGAAACAGUUGCAGCGGACCUUCCACAUCUGCAGCAGCAGCAGCGGCAGCGGCAGCGGCAGCGUCAGCGCUAGAAAGUUACAAUAACAGCAAUUGCGUGCCGCCCAAGCCGCAAACAUCGUCCUCGCCAACACGUUACAGCUUGGGCGCCAAGCCAAAGAUGCGCACAUUUUGCUUGGAAACAGGCGCUGGUAUGCUUACAACGGCUAUGGCGGCAACGACGGCACAGACGCCGUACCCGAUGUCACGCAACAGUUGUCGGCCAUCGGCUGCAUCUCUAAUGCGGGAUCCUUGCAUCAGCCUAAGCAGAAAUUCGAAUGCAUCUUGUUGUUGCUGCCCACACUGCGGCAAACCACAAGACCCUACGCAAGCGGCACCACUAACGCCGCCGCCGCCGCCACCACCUUUUCAGCUACCAAAGCGCACACUGCCUUGUAGAUCAAAGCCACAGCCACCAAAGGAGGAGAAGCCGUCACCCGAGACGGAAUUCAAGUGCCGCAUGCGAAAAUUGCAACUGGAAAAUUUGGUCAAAGACCAAUACUGUCCCGGUGCCAUACAGAGUACAAUCGACUGUGAAGAGGACUUCAAUGAAUUAUCGUUUCGUCUGGUGUUCGGCUGCAAUCCACCGCCCUGCACGCUGCCGCCAGUCGAACCAAUUUCUCUGUUGGAGGCGCUUUGUAUGCGUAUCGAAUUGGAACGUUGUUUGCUCAACAAUGAGGCAUCCAAUGCGGAGGCGAGGCGAGGGUCGAGACGUGACUCGCCGGAGAUGGAUGAAGUGGACGCUUUUUUCGACAAAAAGUAUAAAACGCCAUUGAAUGAAGCGCUGGCAAGUUUACUGAAGGCGGAAAGGUAUUUCAGUAUGGAAAACCCGAAUGAG
Molecule: messenger RNA, 990 nt
Organism: Rhagoletis zephyria (snowberry fruit fly)
Lineage: Eukaryota; Metazoa; Arthropoda; Insecta; Diptera; Tephritidae
Source: RefSeq, a predicted model, not a curated record